AUGUCCACAGCCCAGGCCCCCAUGUCCACAGCCCAGGCCCCCCAUGUCCACAGCCAGGGCCCCCAUGUCCACAGCCCGGGCCCCCAUGUCCACAGCCCAGGGCCCCCAUGUCCACAGCCCAGGCCCCCAUGUCCACAGCCCAGGGCCCCCAUGUCCACAGCCCGGGCCCCCAUGUCCACAGCCCGGGCCCCCAUGUCCACAGCCCAGGCCCCCAUGUCCACAGCCCAGGCCCCCAUGUCCACAGCCCAGGGCCCCCAUGUCCACAGCCCCCAUGUCCACAGCCCAGGGCCCCCAUGUCCACAGCCCAGGGCCCCCAUGUCCACAGCCCCCCAUGUCCAUAGCCCAGGCCCCCAUGUCCACAGCCCAGGGCCCCCAUGUCCACAGCCCGGGCCCCCAUGUCCACAGCCCAGGGCCCCCAUGUCCACAGCCCAGGCCCCCAUGUCCACAGCCCAGGGCCCCCAUGUCCACAGCCCGGGCCCCCAUGUCCACAGCCCGGGCCCCCAUGUCCACAGCCCAGGCCCCCAUGUCCACAGCCCAGGCCCCCAUGUCCACAGCCCAGGGCCCCCAUGUCCACAGCCCCCCAUGUCCACAGCCCAGGGCCCCCAUGUCCACAGCCCAGGGCCCCCAUGUCCACAGCCCCCCAUGUCCAUAGCCCAGGCCCCCAUGUCCACAGCCCAGGGCCCCCAUGUCCACAGCCCGGGCCCCCAUGUCCACAGCCCAGGGCCCCCAUGUCCACAGCCCAGGGCCCCCAUGUCCACAGCCCGGGCCCCCAUGUCCACAGCCAGGGCCCCCAUGUCCAUAGCCCAGGCCCCCAUGUCCACAGCCCAGGCCCCCCAUGUCCACAGCCAGGGCCCCCAUGUCCACAACCCAGGCCCCCAUGUCCACAGCCCGGGCCCCCAUGUCCACAGCCAGGGCCCCCAUGUCCAUAGCCCAGGCCCCCAUGUCCACAGCCCAGGCCCCCCAUGUCCACAGCCAGGGCCCCCAUGUCCACAACCCAGGCCCCCAUGUCCACAGCCCAGGCCCCCCAUGUCCACAGCCCGGGCCCCCAUGUCCACAGCCCAGGGCCCCCAUGUCCACAGCCCGGGCCCCCAUGUCCACAGCCCAGGCAACCCAUGUCCACAGCCCGGACCCCAUUGUCCACAGCCCAGGCCCCCAUCUCCACAGCCCCCCAUGUCUACAGCCCAGGCCCCCAUGUCCACAGCCCGGGCCCCCAUGUCCACAGCCCGGGCCCCCAUGUCCACAGCCCAGGCCCCCAUGUCCACAGCCCGGGCCCCCAUGUCUAUAGCCCGGGCCCCCAUGUCCACAGCCCAGGCCCCCAUGUCCACAGCCCAGGCCCCCAUGUCCACAGCCCGGGCCCCCAUGUCCACAGCCCAGGCCCCCAUGUCCACAGCCCCCCAUGUCCACAGCCCAGGCCCCCAUGUCCACAGCCCAGGGCCCCCAUGUCCACUGUCCAGGCUCCCAUGUCCACAGCCCAGGGCCCCAUAUCCACAGCCCCCCAUGUCCACAGCCAGGGCCCCCAUGUCCACAGCCGGGCCCCCAUGUCCACAGCCCCCCAUGUCCACAGCCCGGGCCCCCAUGUCCACAGCCCGGGCCCCCAUGUCUACAGCCUGCAUGAGGUGGUCAAGUUUGGACACAUGCAAACCCCCACAACACUUCCAGCUGACCCUCACAGAUAGAUGA
Messenger RNA from Salvelinus namaycush (lake trout), 1680 nucleotides. Its product is annotated as pollen-specific leucine-rich repeat extensin-like protein 1. NCBI's taxonomy places the organism in Eukaryota, Metazoa, Chordata, Actinopteri, Salmoniformes, Salmonidae. Bases 1 to 1680 code for a protein of 559 amino acids. The transcript has 2 exons. The record is from RefSeq and is a predicted model, not a curated record.